Aspergillus glaucus CBS 516.65 is the source of this 2508-nucleotide messenger RNA. RefSeq lists its product as uncharacterized. Gene Ontology annotation, cellular component: mitochondrion. The transcript has 2 exons. The record is from RefSeq and is a predicted model, not a curated record. Gene Ontology annotation, molecular function: ATP binding; nucleic acid binding. Lineage: Eukaryota; Fungi; Ascomycota; Eurotiomycetes; Eurotiales; Aspergillaceae. The coding region runs from base 136 to 2106 and encodes 656 amino acids.
UUUUUCUUAGUCCAUCCUCCAUCUCUCCCUCUCUAUCAUCCUCUCCCUUUUCUGAUUCGGAUUGAUUCUGUGAGCCGGAAUCGCUUCUUUCUCUUAUUCUUUGUUAUUUCCCGGCUUCAAUCCGUGUCAGUCAGAAUGUUGUGUGCGCUUCGCCGGCAUGGAGUCGCGCAGGCCCUGCGGGCUUCUACCUCUCGAUCCUUCGUUGCGAGAUCGACUCCUCAGCUGCUGAAAUUGCAGCCCUCGAAUAGCAGCCCGGCUGCCUUCCCUCAAAUCCAUCGAUCGUUGCAUGUCUCCGCUACCCGGUUUCAAGCUGCCCAGGCGGAGGCUGUGGCCAGCGAGGAGGAGCCUGCCACGCCCCAGCGAUUGACCGAAUUCGCGGACCUGGCAAGUCAUGGAUUGGUGGAUAAGAAGAUCAUUGAUCAGAUUACCCGGUUUAUGAAGAUCAAGACCAUGACCGAUGUGCAAAGCAUGACUAUCAAUGAGACUUUGCAGGGUGAUGAUGUCCUGGCCCAAGCGAAGACCGGAACAGGAAAGACUCUGGCCUUCCUCGUUCCCGUGAUUCACAAUAUCAUGAAAGACAUGCAGCCUCAGCCUCAGGCCAGAGGUUCGUACAGACGGCGCGCCCAGUCCAGCGAUAUCCGAGGCAUCAUUAUCUCGCCUACCCGUGAACUGGCCGAACAGAUUGCAACGGAAGCCUUGAAGGUGUCGCGUGGUACUGGAAUUGUUGUGCAGACUGCGGUUGGUGGCACGCAGAGACGCGAGAAACUCCGGGCUAUCCAAAGGGAAGGAUGCCACCUGCUGAUCGGUACCCCGGGACGGUUGAAGGAUAUCUUAUCUGACCCGACUACCGGUGUCACAGCCCCACGCCUGUCGUCUUUCGUUUUGGAUGAGGCUGAUCGUCUGUUGGAUGAUGGAUUUGCGCCGGACAUCAUGGAGAUCCAAACCCUCCUUCCCAACCGCGACGAGGUUGACCGCCAGACGCUCAUGUUUUCGGCUACUGUUCCCAGGGAGGUCAUGGCCAUGGUUCGUAAAACGAUGAAGCGUGACUUCCGAUUCCUGAAGACGGUUCAGGAGGAUGAGGUGCCAACUCACUUCCGGGUACCGCAGAAGGGUAUUGUUCUUCCUGGAUUGGAGAAUGCUCUCCCUGCGGUCCUUGAAAUGGCCCAGACCCAAUGGGCUCAGCGGUCAGAAGACCGCAGCCAGCGUCCUUUCAAGGCAAUUGUCUACUUCAACUCGACUUGCGAAGUCAAGCUUGCUUUUGAUGCUUUCAUGCACUUGCGCCGCCAAAGGAAGAUGGGCGGAAUGGCGAUCUAUGAUAUCCACUCACGUCUGACUCAAGCCGCGAGAACAAGAAACGCAGACGGCUUCCGGCAAGCUCGUUCUGGAAUCCUUCUCUCGUCUGAUGUGACUGCCCGUGGAAUGGACUUCCCGGAGGUCACCCACGUCAUCCAAGUCGGUGUUCCUCGCGAUACUCCCACAUACAUUCACCGUCUGGGUCGUACUGGACGCGCAGGCAAGGAGGGUGAAGGAUGGAUCAUGUUCCACGAGGGUGAAAUGCGAACUUUCCGGAACAAGCUUGGUGAACUCCCCAUCGAAAUGGACGAAACCUCCCUCCCCACCUCCAAAGUCGACUUGACCGACGACCAGGCCGAACACCCAGCCGCCGUAUCCGAAACCCUGGCCCAGAUCCAGGACGCAAUGGAGAACACCCCCGCCAGCUCCAAAGAAGAAGCCUACAGAUCGCAAUUCGGUUCCCUUCUGCCGUCCUUUUACAACAAGUCCGCUGCAGUCGAUGCCAUGAACAAGCUUGCCGUGCACGGCUACGGCCUUUCGAACCCGCCGCACAUGUCCCCCAUGCUCCUCGAAAAAAUGGGUCUUAACAGGAGUCGGGGAGUUAGAUCAUCGGACCGUUCGAUGGGUGGUCGGGGCCGAGCGAUGGAUCGCCCCCCUAUGCGUGGAGGCAUGGACCGCCCUCGCUUCGUCGAGCAUGGCCGGGGCCGCCGUGAUGAUGGCAACUCCUGGAAUAACAGGCGCGGUGGUGGUGAGUUUCGUGAGAGGAGUGGCGGCCGCAAUCGCGACUCCUGGGGCGGCCGUGGCCGGUACUAAAAAUAACGCAGCUUCGAAACUGGGUUACAGGAUUUGCUGAGAUAGAGGGCAUCUUUAAAAAGAUAUUCUCAUGCAUGACGAUACCCGCUUUCUUUUCUUUCAUAAAAAAAAAAAGCACACUACCAAGUUGCAUCUGACGGCGUUUUAUGUGUUGGGCAAUUAUGAUUCUAUCUCUCUUCUCUCGGAUCUUUCACUCACAAGUAUAGAAAUGUUCUUUUCUGGCUUUGUCAUGCAUGGGUACGGUUUUGGAUUUGUUUCUUAAUGUAUUAGUAUUUGUUUCUCGUUUUUCAUGGGUUGUAUUCUAAAAUAUCGGAAUGGGGUCACGAUCACGUCUACGUCUACGUUUACCAUAGAAGUCAGUUAAUCAAUAUACCUGAUCUGGAUUUGUUUGAAUCGUCACCC